AUGUCCGCUCGAUCCAUCUCCAAGGCUGCGUCGCAGCUUCUAAAGACUCAGGGCGCUACUCUGGGACGCGUGCGCGCAGCGGGUGCUGCGAACGCUGCUCACAAGCUCGAUGUGCCUUCCUUGGCAAGAGGCCAGGCAUCAGCAGCUGAUGCGUCUCAGAGACUAACACCUGAACCAUUGCCGACGUUGGACACGACGCCUUCCGUCUCUUCCAUUCCUCGAGGCCCCGCUCCGCCGGACGGAACGACGCGACAUGACUGGAGAAGAGCCGAGGUGGCAGAGAUUUACAACUCUCCAUUGCUGGACCUGAUCUUCAGAUCGGGCGCUGUGCAUAGGGUGCACCAUCCUCCUGGUUCCGUACAGCUCUGCACCCUCAUGAACAUCAAGGAAGGCGGUUGUUCCGAAGACUGUGGAUAUUGCAGCCAGUCCAGCAAGUACACUACUCCCAGCACGCCAAGCAAGCUUUCAGAGGUGGAUGAAGUCCUAGUGGAGGCUAGAAAAGCUAGGGAUAAUGGUUCCACACGCUUCUGCAUGGGUGCAGCUUGGAGAGAAGUGGGUGGCCGUAAGAGAGGUUUCAACCGCAUUCUCGAGAUGGUCAGCGAGAUUCGGUGAGUGUGAAGUGUGAUGGAGGUACAUCUCUUGCCGAAGGAAGCGAGUGGCUGACUUUAGAUGCACAUGACCCACCUGGCAGUGGCAUGGGUAUGGAGGUGUGCACCACUCUAGGAAUGCUGACUCCGGAGCAGGCGGUGCAACUCAAGAACGCUGGGCUAACCGCAUACAACCACAACCUCGACACCAGUCGAGAGUAUUAUGGCAAGGUGAGAACAAGAUGCCCCGACACGUUCUGUGUCGCGCGAGUAUGAUGCUCAUUGCGCCUCCCAAUCAGGUCGUCACUUCACGCACUUACGAUGACCGGAUCUCAACCCUCGAAGCCGUACGAAAUGCGGGAAUUUCCGUUUGUUCUGGUGGCAUACUUGGUCUCGGCGAAGAGGCAGCUGAUCGUGUUGGUUUGAUCUGGGAGAUGAGUCGACUGCCGGAACACCCCGAAAGCUUCCCCGUCAAUGCCUUGGUCGCAAUUCCCGGAACUCCGAUGCACGGCAACGAGGUGAGAACAACAGACAAGCCUCCAGAUGCAAUGGGCCUUCUGGCAAAUUGAGCUUACUCUGCGCUCCUUGCUUGUAGCCUGUGGACAUCCGAACCAUGCUGCGCACGAUUGCGACUGCACGCCUCGUGCUGCCUACCUCUAUCAUCCGCCUUGCAGCAGGUAGACACCUCUUCACCGAGUCGGAACAAGCGAUGUGCUUCUUGGCCGGUGCCAAUGCGAUCUUCACCGGUCACAAGAUGUUGACGACCCCUACUAGUGGAUGGGAUGACGACAAGGCGAUGCUGGAGAGAUGGGGCUUGAGAGGCAUGAGAUCUUUUGAAGAGAAGAGGAUGUCAAGUCAUGCGCCCGAGCAGCACCCUGUGGAGGGCGCGUCGCCCGCUCUUAGGGCCGAGCAGGAGGGAAUGGGCUUGCAGCGCAAUGUUGCUGCGCUCUGA
Ceraceosorus bombacis is the source of this 1539-nucleotide messenger RNA. NCBI's taxonomy places the organism in Eukaryota, Fungi, Basidiomycota, Exobasidiomycetes, Ceraceosorales, Ceraceosoraceae. The record is from the annotation of a GenBank genome assembly.